GUUAAUAGUCAGAAAAAUCAAGUGGCAAGACUAACAUUUAUUUUGCCGGUUUGACAUUUCAUUCUUUCAAUUUGUUCUUCAAUAAUUUCAAAAACAGACGAAUUAAGGUUGAAAACAAUAACAGUUAUAAAUUUGAUCGUAUGAAUUACAUUUUGUUAAUUUUGGUAAAUUUUUUGUUGGCUUCAAUGUUGAUUAAAGAUAGAAUAUUACCCGUCGGCAGGAGUCGUAAAAGAGUGAGGAUCCGUCGGCUGGCCAGUAGUCCUGGAAGAGAUGAAAAACGUAAUACGAAACAAGAGUCCAAAACUCGGAUUUUCUUACAAUUUCUUUUUAGUAUUUUAUUCUUGUUGGCAGCAGCCCUUAUAUUAGGCCUUCAUCUCACACGCAAUAAUGCGAAGCAAACUACUCUUUUGCAAGAUUUUCUGAAUAGUUAUCGACGACAAUACCAUCAAAUUGUUCAUGGGAAACCACACUAUUGUGAGUCAUUAUUAGAUGUUCAAUCCAUGAUGUUAAGAAUGCGUGAUUAUAGAAUUUUGCAUCAAGAAGAAGCUUUACAGCGAUUGGAAAGAACUUUGAGGAAUCAAACACAGUUUCACCCUAUUGCAAUAGUGGGACCCUCGGGUGUUGGAAAAACCAUGACAGCAAAUGCUUUAGCGGCGAAUUUUCCAUGGAAUGAAAAUGUGUGGACAUACUCUUGGAAUACACAUGUUGAAAACGAAGUACAGAAAUUUCGCAUGUUACGACUUUAUGUAGAACAGUUUUCUGAUUGUGGCCGUAAUUUAUUAAUAGUUGAUAACCUUUCGCCAUGUGAUGACGCAGUAGUCCCGCUGUUAAAUCAAAUGAUAGCUUCUCAAGAAAAGGCAAGUAAUAACCGCGUCAUCGUGAUUUAUAUAUUUAAUUUAAACGCAAUGCUGGAUUUAAAUUCGUAUCAGCAACAAGAGAGAACAUUGCAGCAUUUACCUAAUACAACCAUAAUAAAUUUCAAGAGAUUAAAUGAAAGAGAUUUGAGAGACUGUAUAUACCGCGAAAUGCAUACUGAAAAUCUAACUAUCACUAAAGAUAACUUUGACGAAAUUUUUAGGACAAUUGAUGUAGCAACCUCUGGAUGCAAGAAAGUGAAAGCAAAAGUACUAGUUUAUGGCCAUUCCUGUGAGGAAAAUGGAACAGCUCAUGAACAGUGAAGCUAAGUUACCAAAGAUUUUAUCCAAUUAUAAAAGGACUGCAUUACUUUAUAAAUAAAAUUUCAAUUA
This is a messenger RNA of Bactrocera oleae (olive fruit fly), 1247 nucleotides long. RefSeq lists its product as uncharacterized. The record is from RefSeq and is a predicted model, not a curated record. NCBI's taxonomy places the organism in Eukaryota, Metazoa, Arthropoda, Insecta, Diptera, Tephritidae.